Molecule: messenger RNA, 3300 nt
Organism: Salvia splendens (bonfire salvia)
Lineage: Eukaryota; Viridiplantae; Streptophyta; Magnoliopsida; Lamiales; Lamiaceae
Product: receptor-like protein kinase FERONIA
Exons: 7
Coding region: 83-3058 (991 amino acids)
Biological process (GO): regulation of DNA-templated transcription; protein phosphorylation
Molecular function (GO): DNA binding; ATP binding; transmembrane receptor protein tyrosine kinase activity
Source: RefSeq, a predicted model, not a curated record
AGCCUCUGAGUUGACCUAACUUCUCCAUUACGGGCUCUGUAUCAUCUCAUCUUUGAGAAAUUUGCAGGAGGUUUACCUUGAUAUGCUGCACCAUACUAUAAUCAUCAUGUUCCUCACAAUUUUUGCCCGCGCCGCUGCAGAUCCUCGUUACAUUUCGAUCGACUGCGGCGGAGAUGCACACGGCGGCAAACACUGGCUCCGAGAAGACUCAUCGACCAUCUCUGCUGUCAGGGGAGACCUCAGCACAGCUCGCAUUUCUCGCUCCAGAUUCUCCUAUUCCUUCCAGUUGAGUCCAGGUCAGAAAUUUCUCCGCCUCCACUUCCAUCCAUCGUCCUACAAUGGUUUCGAAAGCUCCAGCGACUUGUUCUCAGUCGAAGCUGGUAAUUUACCGUUACUAGCUAAUUUCAGUGCUUCCGUAACUGCUAGUGCUCUUGCUGUCAAUGUUGUUGUUAAACAAUUCUGUGUAACUGUGGAAGAGAAUGAGACUCUAAACCUAGUUUUCUCCCCUGAAUGGGGAAAUAGCUAUGCUUUUGUCAAUGAGAUUGAGAUUAUCUCAAUACCUUGCUGUGAUGGUGGGGUUGCCCUCAACCCUAUCAUCCAUGUUGACAACAGCACCGCGCUUGAAAGGGUACAUUAUCAGCAUGUAAAAUGGGGUCCUGUUUCAUCCGGGGAUGAUGUCGCUUCCAUGUUCGGGAUGUGGUCUAAUCAACCAAGUGUUAGAGAAGACGUGGAAAUAUGUACUAAUAAGACAUGGAGAGUGUCUGUUGACGCGGGAUUCAAGUAUUUGGUGAGGCUCCACUUGUGUGAGGCGGGACUCCACAUGGAUUUUGUGCUUCUCAUCAAUGGCAGGGUAGCCUUAACCAGUGCAGACAUGCUCCAACAGAGGAGGGGAAAUAGAGAACUCCUUUGGUAUAACAACUAUAUGGUGAUGGAUGAAGAGCUUAAGCAAGGUGAUAUCUCUAUUUCUCUGCACUCUCGCCAUGAAUUCUUGGAUCGACACGGCCCACUUGAAGGAUUUGAAGUAUUUAAGAUGAGUAGCCAUCGACGUGCCAGUCCUCUGAUUCAGACACAUUCACCAUCAUGGAUUAUGCUAUGCCCUCUACAUUAUUUUUCAUACAUCACCAUCAUAUUCUAUCUACAUUGGGUAAUAUUCAUAGUCAUCUAUCUGGAUCAAAAAAUGUCCCAAUAUGAGUUUACCAAUGAGGAUAACAAACCAUCGUCCAGGGCAAAGCAACUUGUUCAUCGCUUUUCACUAGCUGGGAUACUAGGAAUAUGUAAAUAUGGUGGAGUCGGCAAAGGGUUCGUGGAUAAUGGGAGAGAGAUUGAAGGCAUAAAGCCAGUAGAGAUUUAUUCCAAACAAAGGGAGAAGAAACAGUUACAGACAGUGAUUGAGCAACAAGAGAUCAUACCUGUUGAUAAGCACAUUUCCAGUGGGACAACGUCUGACCACCUUGACAAACUAGAAAGGAAAAGCAUUGCCUUUUCUCCUCAAUCUUGGAAGCAACGAUCCCAGAUCUGCAUUGAAGUCAUUCAAUCACUAAAAGGCCUUCACACUGGCCCCAUGAUCAUACAUAAUGAUCUGAAGCCUGCAAAUAUUCUGCUUGAUGACAAGUUUGUGGUUAGACUUCCAAAUUUUAGCUUCACCAAAACUUUGAGUUUUAGCGAGUCACAGAGCCAAGAUAGCACAGAGCUUAUAGGAACACCUGGAUAUAUUGCCCCGGAGUUAAUCAUUAAUGGUGAACUAAUGAGACAAAGCAACAUCUAUUCUUUUGGGGUGCUGGUGUUGAAAGUGUUGUGUAGAAGUGCGGCUAGGAAGCUAUGGAGUGAAGAAGAUAAGUGUACCCUAACUACAUUGGCUGAUAGGACUAAAGUUGAAGAUAUUGAUUAUGAUAAAUCUCAGCAGGAGAACAUGAAUCUUAUUGUACCUAAUGAGAAAACAUAUUUUGACAACAAUCAUGUGAGUGGGAUAUCAUUAUCAGAUGUGUGGCUUCACUCGAUAUGUUCCACAGAUGAUUUUCAUCUGCGAGCAGAACAUUUAAGAAGAGUUUACAAGAGCCUUUACAAUAAGAAUUCUUCUGUUGAAUUGGGACUGCAGCGGCAGAUGCCUCAGUGGAAGGUGCCUUUGGUGCUGGGAGAAGGAGGUUUUGGCAGGGUUUACAAGAGUUAUAUGGAUUCUGAAAGUGACCAGAGCUUUCGAGAGUGGCAGGCUAAACCGCGAGUGCUCAUGGACUCCUCAACCGGCUCACAGAAGUGCCAUAGGCUUCCAGGUUUCCGGUUCCAACCCAAUGAUGUGGAGCUGCUGACAUAUCACCUCAAGAAGAAGCUGGACUCCACCCCUUUGGACAUUGAUCUCUAUAACUAUGAGCUGUGUGAUCCCCCAAAAAGGUCUUCCUUCGGAGCGAAUGAAUGGUUCUUCUCCAGCACGUGGGGUAGGAAGAGCUCAUGGGGAGCCACCUCCCGUUAUCAGAAAGCUACUGGUAUGCAAAAGCCAGCAAUGCCAAAAGGGAUGACAAAGUGUUCUUUGAUGCGUGAGUACAUUCUGGGAGCAGCUCGUGGCAUGCACGCAAAAGAAAAAUCAGUUAUCUAUAGAGAUUUCAAGGCCUCUAGCAUAUUGUUUAAUGAAUUAUACAAAGCUGAACUAUCUGCACUUGCAAAGGAAUUUUAUAAGAAGCUAAAUCAUCUUAAAGAAUGGCAGAUUAAACUGGAUGACCUCAUGGACUCCUGGCCCAGCUCACAGCAGAGGCAGAUGCUCCCGGAGAUCCGGCUCCACCUUGCUGAUGAAGAUUAUGGCCACUACUUCGUUGGUCUCUUCAAUUAUGAACCGCGGAAUCUCCCAAAAUGGCCUUUCUUUGGAGAGCAGGAAUGGUUCUUCUUCUUCAGCCAGAGGGAUGGGAAGGGAGACACCACCUCUGGGCAUGAGAAGGCUACUGGGAUGCACAAGCCAGUGGAGCUAAAAGGGAUAAAAGAGUGGGUGAUGAUGCUCGAGUACAUGCUGGAAGACGACACCAAUUGUCCUCAUCGACAAUACAGCGACACCAAUUGCCUCUGCAGAAACUGACUUUCGAGUCACCCUGGAGUUAAGAUCAUCAACAGUAUUCUCUUACUUAUUAAUCUCUAUACUCUAUUGAUACCAUUGUAAAAUAGUGAAUAAAGUGAAAAAUAAUGAGUAUAGAGUUAGUUGAAGCAUAAACUGAACCACUUUUGCUGAAAGUGUGUAUGUGUGUUACCAUACUUCGAUACAAGAAACACUAUCGUAUCAUGUCUUUUCUUUCUAUGGAGUUUCUGUUUUAUUUGUAUCUA